Myotis brandtii (Brandt's bat) is the source of this 1312-nucleotide messenger RNA. RefSeq names its product sorting nexin family member 21 (gene SNX21). Gene Ontology annotation, cellular component: early endosome membrane. Gene Ontology annotation, biological process: protein transport. The transcript has 4 exons. Lineage: Eukaryota; Metazoa; Chordata; Mammalia; Chiroptera; Vespertilionidae. Bases 90 to 881 code for a protein of 263 amino acids. The record is from RefSeq and is a predicted model, not a curated record. Gene Ontology annotation, molecular function: protein binding; phosphatidylinositol phosphate binding.
CUGGCCCUCGGGGACCGGGUGUCGGGAGAGGACGCAGAACAGAACCCCUCUCCUGACGGGCAGCGGAGCAGUCAGCUCCUGGCACGGCAAUGGCAGGAUUUCUGGAAGAAGUCCCGGAACACCCUGGUGCCCCAGCGGCUGCUCUUCGAGGUGACCAGUGCCAACGUGGUCAAGGAUCCCCCUUCCAAGUACGUGACGAGCCUCAGCUCUACACCCUCGCCGUGAUGGGCCCAGGGCCACCAGAUCACCAGCCAGCCCACAUCUCUCGCCGUUACUCAGACUUUGAGCGGUUGCACCGAAACCUGCAGCGGCAGUUCCGGGGCCCUAUGGCUGCCAUCUCCUUCCCCCGUAAGCGCCUGCGCCGGAAUUUCACUGCAGAGACCAUUGCCCGCCGCAGCCGGGCCUUUGAGCAGUUUUUGAGCCACCUGCAGGCAGUCCCCGAGCUGCGCCAUGCCCCAGACCUACAGGACUUCUUCGUGCUGCCGGAGCUGCGGAGGGCACAGAGCCUCACCUGCACUGGCCUCUACCGUGAGGCUCUGGCGCUCUGGGCCAAUGCCUGGCAGCUUCAGGCCCAGCUGGGCACCCUCUCCAGCCCAGAUCGCCCUCUGCUGACCCUGGCUGGGCUGGCUGUGUGCCACCAGGAGAUGGAGGACCCUGGGGAGGCCCGGGCAUGCUGUGAGAGGGCCCUUCAGCUGCUGGGGGACAAGAGCCCCCAUCCUUUGUUAGCACCCUUUCUGGAGGCCCAUGUCCGGCUCUCCUGGCGCCUGGGCCUGGAUAAACGCCAAUCAGAGGCGCGGCUCCAGGUCCUGCAGGAGGCAGGCCUGACCCCCACGCCACCCCCCAGUCUCAAAGAAUUGCUCAUCAAGGAGGUACUGGACUAAUCUUGCCUAGACUUAAGGUUACCCUGGGGAGAGGCACUGCCCCAGGAUGGCAGCGGUGGGGGACCGAUGAGGGAUGAGGACCUGAACAGCAGCUGGGAGGCUGUAGGGGGUGCUGGGAACCCCUAGGAGUAACACAAAGAAUUUGUAGCAGACUGAGGAAACGUGGCUCUUCUGCUGGGCUGGGCCCAGGAAAAGCUUUGGCUGGGGAUGCCUGGGACCUGGGAUGGUGCAGGGAGGAAGUCUGAUGCGCUCUCUUCAGCAAAUGCACAGCUGGGGGCUGUGCCCCAGGCCAGGGUCAGUGUUCCCUUUUCCUUGGGCCUCCAAGCCAGUGAAGGAGCCAAGUAAGGGCCAGGACUCUGGAGUCUUGGAGUUGAUGGCUGGAGGGAGGGCUGCAGUUCUGGCCCAGGGAAUAAAGGCCAGCAGGUCCAGUG